AUGGCCGUCAUAUCUGGCAUGUUCCGGACGGCGUUUGACCGGAUCAGGCCGUCCAUUGCUUCCGCCGCCGAGCUCAGCAGCUCCGGCUUCAACCGCCUGCUCAGCCUCACCGGCUCCUUCAACAGCCGGACCGGCCUUCUUGCCGGCGACGGCGAGGAGGUCCCGCCGGUGUCGCAGGCUCACGAGACGACGACGACGGCGGUGACCUCGUCGUCGAGUGGCGGAGCGUUCGACGUCGAGGCGCUAGCGACGACACGAGAUCAGGCCGUCCGCGAUGACGACGGCGCCGGCGACGAGGCGAAGCGCGUGUCGAAGAGCGUCCAGCCCGUCUGCCUCUCCGUGGCAACGGCGUCCCUGGCCAUGUCCUUCAACCUCCCGGCGAAGGCGUCCGGUGCGCUCUACGUCGCGAACCUGUCCUUCAUCUGCCUGGGCCUGUUCGCCAGCCUCGGCCUGUCCAUGUACACCGUCGUGUCCACGCCCGGCGACGCGGCGGUGGCGAGCGUGCAGAAGCGCGGGAUGCUGCUCGCCAUGGCGUCCGUGCUGGCGGCGUUCACGCUGCGCAUAUGGCCUGGCUCGUCUUCUUCCUCCUCGCCGGCGCCGCCGCGCUCUACCUGA
Messenger RNA from Oryza brachyantha (malo sina), 615 nucleotides. RefSeq lists its product as uncharacterized. NCBI's taxonomy places the organism in Eukaryota, Viridiplantae, Streptophyta, Magnoliopsida, Poales, Poaceae. Bases 1 to 615 code for a protein of 204 amino acids. The record is from RefSeq and is a predicted model, not a curated record. The transcript has 2 exons.